UCAGUGUGUAUCCGGCUUUCCCCCCCAUUGGCGCUUGUCGCUUCUCGUUUUCGUAUCAGCAAACUCAUUUCUUUUUUGUGUAACUAAUCUCUGAAAUGUAAUAAGUUUAAAAUGGAAACCAUCGCGGCAGUUUAUUUAUUUUUAUUCGUAACCCUAGAGUUGUUUUUAGUCAAAUCUCAAGUUUUUUCAUCAUCGGAGAAUCAUGAUUUUAAUAAUGAUCUGGACGUCAAAGUUCUGGUCAAUGGAAUUCCUGUCAUCAUACCAAAGGAAUUCUCUGCUUCCUCUCAAGACAGACUGAAAGACUCGGGAACAGAUGCAGCCCUUGCAUCCAGCAUUCAAUUUCAGCCACCUUCACUAGAUUUCAAAGAAAGGCAUUUAGGAAUUCCUCAUCAUGAGAAAGUAACAAUCAUUAACUUAAGUCCAAAUAAAACCAUCAGAAUGUCUUCUAUAUCAGGAAGCACUGUUCAUUUUCAUAGUUCCUUUUUUGAAGAUAAGCUGAUACCUCCCCUUGGAAAUACGACGUUCAACGUUGUAUUUUUAGGACGAGAAGAAGGAGAGGUCGAAAGCUCUCUGUUCAUCCACACUUCCAUCGGGAGUCUUAAAUAUCAGGUACGAGGCAUUAGUAUUCAAAGCCCCUACCGACUGCGGCCAUUGUCAGGGAUCCGCCUUCCUCUCAAUGCAUCUUUCAGUCCCUUAAUUAAUCUUCAUAAUCCAUUUUCAACACCAAUUCAGCUUGUGGAGGUGUUCAGCAGUGGAGGGGAUUUUCACCUGGAGCUACCAUCCGGGGAGCUCGAGGGUCCAAAGCAACUAUGGGAAAUACCUGCAUUCUACACCAAGCCGGUCAUCAGAGUAAAAUUUAAUGCACAUACACAAAAGAAUCACACAGCUUAUAUCAGAUUAAAAGUGAAUCGUAGUGAGGAGGUAUUGAUCGUACCUCUCGAAGUAGAAGUGAGUCCGAGCUCUGGUAUCUACUCACCAGACGAUAUCAUCGAUUUUGGAAUUGGAGGGCAUCAAGACCCCCCAAAAACUUUGUUACUUCAUCUUAAAAACUCGUGGAAGAAACCUAUCAAAAUACAGAAUAUAAUGAGUAUUCCUCCGUCGAAAGCUUUAAAGAUCGAUUUUCAACCGAUCAAAGUGCCUCCUGAUUCCCAGACUGCAACCAAAGUUGCAUCUUUAACCUUUGACUGGAAACUAGCGCAAGAUCAGAGCUAUAGCAAGGGAAAACUUGUGAUAAAAAGUAGUGGGGUGGGUGGGGGAGUAGAGAAACUAGUCAUGAGCUACAUUGCUCGCACUUUACAUGGUGGUCUUGUUUUUGAUGUGCCUGCCAUUGAAUUCCAACCCCUCAACAAGGAGUUCUAUCAGCAACCGUUUCACAUCAAAAAUACGUUUGCACUGCCUGUUGUUAUUCUAAAUGUCACAGUGCCUCGGGAAGCUGCCCAACAAAUACAGAUCAUUAACUUUGAGCCGAUCAUCAUUAUGCCUGGAGAAAAAGUACCUCUUUUUACCUUAGAUUUAGUCGAUAGUUCUGAACACUUCAAUAGUCUGAAUACAGAAAUUACAAUUCAUUCAAAUGUUUCGUCCGUGAAAAUUCCUCUACUGCGAUACAGCGGUCAUCUCAUGAAGGUAACGGAAUCAGGUGAUGACUUAGUUAUUGGUACAAUCGAGGCUCAACGGUUACUCACAACAAAUGUUGGGCUCGUGAAUUUGAAUCCAGCACCUGUGAAAUUGCAGAGUUGGGGUAGUGAUUUAGCAGCAGUUUCUGUUGAACUUCUCGGUACUUGCGCUCAUUCUUUGCGAUGCAUCAGUCAGUCAGCAAUUUGCAAGUUUACCGAUACGAAAACAAUUGAAUCUGGGCAUCAGGCUGUGCUGAAGGUGACUGUGAAAACAGAGAAACCCGAUGAAGUCGUGGAAGGUGAUGUGUGGGUUGAAUCAGAAUUUGAGCGGCUUUCAUUCGCUCUUCAAAUGAAAGUUGUAGAUGGAAAGAUCAAAGUCAUCAAUCAGCCUGUCAAAUUCAGUGAUUGUUUUCCAGAGCAGUCGUGUUCUAUUCCACUGGAAAUUUCAUCGGAAUUCAACUUUCCAAUGAAUGUGGUGAAUGUAUCCCACACUUCUCUUGAUGCAAGCGGGAUCUCAUUCUCACCAGAAAAGGAGGCGAGAAUAGAUCCCAUGACCACUAGUAUCGUUGGACAGUUAGUUUGGAAACCUCCAGAGGAAGCGUUUCAGUCACUGCUCCACAACAGCACAGAAACACAAGAGUUCCUAGCAUCUCUCUCGCUUCCGUUAAACGUUGCAGAGUGGGAUCUUCAUCAUUUAAAUUCACAGCGCCAGCAGUUCCGCACUUUUUUUUCACAACCACUCAACUUUUCGCUGAGACUUGACACAACAGAAAUCCGCCGCCACCUGUUUUUAGCUCAGCUCCCACUGUCGUGGCCAGUCAUGACACAAAAGACAAUUGAGUUUCCUCUGACGUUGAUCGGAAAUCAAACGUUCCGGAAUUUGACACUGAUAAAUUUUUCCAGUCGACAGCCUGUAGUUGUGCAGAUUGCACCUUUUGUCCUCUACAAAGAUUAUCUGGAAAAUGAACGAGAACUCAGUGAAUUUUUUAAUUUCACCAAUGAAGCAUUGAAUGAUCCAAGCCAGUUUUCUGUAUCAGUGGAAGAUUCGUUGAUCUGGGACUAUCCAAAUGCACACAGAGCAUCAAUUUUGUACCUCAUCCCUCCUGCUUCGAACCUCACCCUAUCAAUCUGUUUCUCUCCAUCAAAUGCUGAGUCAAUCAUAGAAUAUAUAGCUAUCAGGAAUAAUUUAACUACACUGGAACUCGUCAAGUUGCACGGCCUAGGGACAGAAGUUCAGUUCAAAUUCGGUAAUCGAAAACCAGGUUCUGAUUCGCCACUUUUGUUUGAAAUAACAGAAAAGCAUCUGAAGGAUUGUGAGAAGGACAAAAAUCAAAAAGAUGCAGCUGCUCCAAAUCUUACAGUGAAAAGGACCUUCACUGCACGUAACACUGGUGAACUUCCGAUCCUGAUACUGGGAUAUUUGAUCAAUGGCUUACCAACGGAAGGAUACGGUUUUAAAGUCCUCAAUCCGGAGCCUUUUGUCCUUCUCUCUAACACAACGCGGAAGGUGGAUAUUGCCUUCACUCCAGAUUUCACACUGGCACGAAUAGAGCGCACGCUUACCAUCAUUACAGACAUGUCGAUUCCAACCAACUACACACUUGUUGCAACUCUUCCGACGCACAUGCUCGCCCCUUGCUCCGCGGUAAUCAAACGGCCUGCUUGGGAGCCGCUACUCUACUACAUUGUCUUGACCUUGAAACUCACGCUCCUAGCGUGCGUCAUCGUAGCAGCAUUCUUAGAAUCAGAACGACUAUUGAAGUCUGUAAUCAUCCGUGCGCAAGAUGCAGCUAUUCAGCCAGUUCUUGAUCUCAAGAGUGUGGCUGAAAAAGACAUUGAAGAAAAGAUAAAUUAUAGUGAUAAAUCUAGCACAAAGGAAGGCAAUAAACCUCCCGCCAUUAGCCUUGAUGAAUCUUACUGUGAUCCCUCUAGUCAGUCCUCCUCCUGGUUUAGCUUCCCAUCAUCGUUUUACAAAGAGAAGAGCGAUAAAGAAAAAGUUAAGACAAAAUCUUCAACUAAUUCUACAUCUAAUUCAACACUGAAAAGAAGAACGCCUACUAGCAAAAACUCCGAGUCCACCUCUUGGUCCAGCAUUUUCAAUGCGACCUCUAGUUCGCUUUUGAAUAUGUCCAGUGCACCAAAAGUGAAAUCUGAACCUCCAGAACAACCAGUUAAAGUAGACGAUAACAGUAAAAUUUCAACCCCCAAAGUGAACGGUAGAACUAAUCACUUGCCGAGUGAAGUGAGCGUGCAGAAAAAAGCAGCAGCCAGUAAUAAAAAAACUAAGUCCAAGUCGAAAAAAGAGGGAAAAAUUGAAACUAGUCUAACGAAGAAAAAUUUGGAGGAGUGGAACUCAUCCAGCAGUUCACCUUCAUCAACCAAUUCUAGCUGUCAUGAAAAGGAGUUUAAAAAAACAGAAAGGAGUUUGCCACUUCAAGAACUGCGUGACCAGGCUGCCAAGUUAACUCCAAAGCAAGCCAAAGUAGACAAACCACUUACCAAUGGAGUUGUGUCGUAUGCAACAACCGAGGCAAACGAUGAUAGUGACAAGAAGAAACCCAAAGUUAAAGUGAGUGUGAAGGUGGCCAAGCCAGGUCACAAGAAGACGAACAGUUUAGACCUGACAGCCAAUUUUGAAAAUGCACAAACGAAAAAAGUCAAAACAGUCCUGACGAACGUUAAAUCGCUACCCUUGGCCAGAAGUAACAAAGGAAACUUUGUGGGUCCGGUCUCGGUACAGUCAAAUUUGGAGAAUGGAACUAGGAGUCAUGUUUGGGAAGACAACAAAGCUAUUAACACUCCAAAAGUUACAGCAUGGGUACCUCCGCUACCUGCAGGAACACCUUUUAAUUACAGCGACCGCUCUCAAAAUUUGAAACAAUCCAAGCCCAUGCGACUGAGCUUCAGUGAUGUUGUUGCACGCUCCGAUAAUCGUCAACCGUCUAACAGCGCAGCCUACCACAAGCGAGAAAAAGCCUUCGAUUUCUCAGUUCCUCCUCCAGAACCAAUUGGACCCAAAAAAUCCACAAAUCCAGCGUCACAAAUGUGGGGAAACUCUUUAUUCUCAAGUGUGCCUCCGUUUAGCAAUGUUGACAAAGUAUGGGAUCAGUCUAUUGUCCUGAAAAUGAUAGAAGAGGAAAGGAUCAAGAAAGAAACUCUCGCUCGCAAUGCUUUAAUAGACUCUUGGCCAAAGUCAAUCCCCUCGCUAUGGUCAGACGCUCCGUCAUCCUCUUUACACACCGGGAGUCCACUCAGCAAUGCCGUCUGGAGCAACUCGUCUCCGACACGGAGUUCAGUGUGGGGCAGCGAUGUUUGGGCGCCUCCUGCUGCCUCGACCCCGCCCCGCACACCCUUGCGGCCGCCUCCUGGGCUAGCACCCACCACUCCGAGAGUGGCCCCUUCUUCCCCUCUCCAUGUCUAUCCAAAUUUGGCUUCGCGCCAGCGGAUAUUCGAUGAAGGAGACAUCCCUCUUCCACCAAGCUACACUGCCAAUCAAGAGAAAUCUCAGCCAAAGCUUUCACAGACGCAAGAGUAUGACCCAUUCCGAUCUCUAAGCAGUAUCUGGUCAUCGCCCUCACCAUCUCCUUCUCCCUCAAUUUGGAGCUCUAAUCCUUCACAAAAAAAUUGAAUUUUUUAUCUGCGUUCAUCUCUAACCUCACGCCUUUCUAAAAAGGUUUUCUUUUCUUUUUCACCUUUUAUUUUCUUGAAAUGACAAAGGACCCAUCUUAUUUUUUUAUUUUACUGAAAAAUUAUCUGAUACAAACUGAUCUUGACCUCUGACUUGUAGCACUUUCUUUCAAAAUUUUCUAAAAGCUGUAACUGUAAAUGCCCAAGACCUAAUUUCCUUUCUAGUUUUUCCUUUAUCGGAGUAACUAGUGCUCUGUGUAAAGUCUAAAUUCUAAGCACAAAUUUAAGAUUCAAUCCAAUCUGAAUUAUUGGAAAGAAUGGUAGACCCAUAUAGUUAAAAUAUAUCAUGAAAUCAUUCCGACCGUAACGAAAUUUGCUCUUUAAGCUCCACUUUUCGAUGCUCACAAUGAUGUGAAACAAAUGACCUUUUUCAUUUCAAAAUGAAUCAUACGUUAUACUAACCUGCCUUAAUCUCACACAAAAUUGAAUCCAUUGAAGUGAAACUAAACUGCUAUCGAAGUGAUUCCUUUUCCAGUCAAGUUUGGUCACAGGUCUUACUUGUUGAACGAGUCGUGUUCAAACUGUCUGGAAGCACGAUUCUCUUGAACUUUCACAUUAAUAAACGUUGAGAUAUAAACUUUAGAGUUUUCAUCCCUUAACUCAUUUCAAGGUUGAAUUUGAAGAAUUAUUCAGAUAAAAAGCUAACUUUUAAAAAUAGCAGAACAUUCCUGUUUUCAGCGUUUAGCUUCAAUUAAAUUCAUUCAAUUCAAUUUCAGGAGUGAAGUUUGAUAUGUAGCCACUUCAAGUCUGAAAACAAAAACAAUAAUAUUCCCUUUAUGUUUGGUAAUGUUUGAUUUAGAGGUAAUGCUUGCAAUCAGCCUAAAUAGAUUGCAGAGAUAGUAACCCAAAUUCUCUUUAUGUCUAAGAAUUAAAUCGGAAAUCCCAAAGUCUUAAAUUAGGAGAGAGAAACCAGUGUAGGGAAGCAUUUGUUCAUCAAUGAUUGUUUGAUUUUAUAAUGGAAAUUAACCCUUCCACAAUCGAAUCCUCUCAUUAAAGUUUAUUCUUGCCAUAAACUACUACUCCAAGGAUUUUCCGUCAAGUCAAACCUGGGACAAUCUCUUGUCUUCGCUGUGGCUGAAACUUCAGAGCUAGAGUAUAACCUCCAAUGUGUUCUGUCUGUUCCAAUCAGCUCAGGCUUCUUUUGCUUUGACACAUCCAAUGGCAGUAUAAUAAGCGAAGAAUGAAUUUUUGCAGGGUUAUAAAAAUUUUCUGUUAACUUUGUUGGGAAAAAAUUCAGGCACACCUUUUUGAAAAUAAAAAAAAAAACCAAUCAAGUAUGAACCGUACAUAUUUUACUCUUUUACCAGAUGUGGUUUAUUCAAAAUUGAAAUUUUUUCUACCCCCACUUUUAUCAAAGGAAAUUUGCUACAUCUUCUCUUUUUUUAACAUUUUGAAGACGUUUCUCAGCUGCUUAUAGGAAGUAAUUUUUAAAUUAAAUAAUAAGCCAGUUGAUAAAUGGCUUUGAUCGAAAAACAUUUUUUGGGGCUGUCUAUUUCUAUAAUUUCUUGUAGAAAGUAAAAAAAAAAAGUUCUUGCAAAAAGUUCAACAGUGUCCUCGGGAGCCACAAAGCACCAAUUGCAAUCAAUUUUUGUUGAAUGAAAUAAACCGAUAAAGUCAUCAUUCUUGACUUUCUGGGUUGAAUGAAUUUUCUGCACCAAUUAGGAAAUAUCUGGCUGAAAAGUUUAUUACUUAACCUUUUGUUGCGCAUACGUUUUCUGUCUGAAAUUUUAAGGGAAUAGUGUCUGUAGGAACACUUUGAUUUAAAUCUGUUGGUCUGCUAGCACAUAAUUCUGAAUUUCAAUGGUUAAAAUUUGCUAAAUAAAACAGAGUGCUGCAAAAAUGAAAGAUCUGCCCUCUCUUAUCUUGCACAUUUCUCUUCUCGUAGAAUAUUUACCUCAAAACUUAGUUCACAAGACAAGUCUUGAGAAAACAAUGAUAGAAGACACCUCCUCCCCUCCCCCAAAGUUUACACCAGCGAUAAAGACAGAGCUCAUUAAUUUUUGGUGCUCACAUCACUAUUUACAUAAUUCCUCACUUGAUAAGAAAUUUAAUAUUAACAACACGGUUAAUCAUUCACCUUGAAUAAUUUUUCUCAUGCUUGUUCUUUUUUCUUUUCCUUCUCAGUUUUCCUCUUCUCUUCCUAUUUUUUUCUCCUUUCUGAGGAGUGUAAAGGAGAACGCAGCAUAAUUUAAUUUCUUUUUUUUUAUCCGAAAAGAAAAUUCAUUGUUCAGAGGAAAUGUUCCUUUUUAUUAUUUUGAAGCAUUUUAAAUACUUUUAUUUCUAGUCAUUGAUCCGUUUAAUUUUUUUUUUUGUAUCUCUUUGAAGUGUUUGUUACUAUUUUCUCUCUAUUUUCUAUCCUUCAACUUGGUCACAAAAAUUGAUCACGUUGUAAAUUCAAUCCAACCUUUUGGAUAGAUAUUUGAUUUAAUCUGAUCCAUGAAUUCUCAAAUAAGAAGGAUUAGAAUUCAUAUUUCCAAACUGAUUCAAAGGCCCACCAAAAAAAAAAGAAAAUAAUUUUAAAUUAUAUUAUCUGAGCUCUUGUGGUAUUAAAGCUGUGGAAUCCUACAGUAUGUUCCGUGCAUGAGCAGAGUCAGUUAUGUCCCAAGUAACAUACCAUAAUUUGCAAAUCAGAGGAAAGCAAGAAAAGUGAAGUGACCGAUCUUUUCUCAACCUUUGCAGUGUGAAAAAUGUAUUCUCUUUCCGUAAACGCAUAUUUCUAUCAAAAUGCAAAGAUCGUUAGUAAAUUGUUCAAUUCUCUUUUCUCUGCAUUUCUCAAACCUGUAAUAGUGGCUUCUUUACUUUAAGUGGAAAAUAACUGGCUCAAUCACUGAAGGAUGAAUAGAAUAUUUGCCAAAUAAAAUGAGAUAGGGCCAGUGAUUGUUUCAAAGAAUAAUUGUCAAAACUCAGAUUGACUCUAUGUCUCUAAGUAGCUUUAACUGAAUAUCUUGGUUGAAAUUAAAUAAUCGCUCAAUGAAAGUUGCAAAAUGCUAGGUCCGUAGAUUGUUUUAUAAGGCCAUCAUGUCACAGUGAUUUUCUGGCUUUGAAUAUCUUGUUUUCUUCAGAUUUAUUGAGACUGCUUGGUUAUUUUUUCUAUUCAUUGUUAACAUAAAUUAAAAAACAAAACAAAAAUUUCUGUUUCUCUUGGCAAUGUGGCUUUGUGAGCGUUUUCAUAAUGAGAUCCGAAUUUCAAAUCAGUAAAAAUCAAUACUCGCAAGUAAGAAAAAAAUCAGUGAGAAAUAAUUAACAAUUUUUUGGAUUUUCUGAACUUGGAAAAGCUCAAAUGCUUACUCAGGAAUGGAUUACGUUAGAGAAGAAAUGAUAUCGACGGUGUGAGUUCGUAAUCAUGUACCUUGUUUGCGGUGUUUAGAUAUCUCCGCUCUUAUUUUAUUAUUUUUCCAAGGAGUACAAAUCAACAUCAUUCCUCGAAGUUUUGGCAGAAUUUUCCUCGCACUUAGAAGAAAAAUCACGGCAUUUCUUAAGAAUUGCUGUUGAGUAGCUUUCUGUUUGAAAAACAAAGUAUGACAGGAAGUCUAUAAGGUUGCAAGCUGAGAUAUGUGGUUGUGUGCCUGAUCAUGGGAACAAGAAAAUAGGCAGUGAUUUUAAUAAAUUUGAUAUUAACAUUAUUCAUCAACUAUAGAUUAAUCGAAAUCGAUGAAAUGUGUAAUCGAUAUUUAAAGUAUCCACCUUUUUAACUUACCUGUAGCCAGAACGAAGGAUGUAUGAAGGGGACAUAGGAGCAGAGUAAUCCUCCAUGCUGCCCUCCUCCCUGAACUAAAAACAUCUCUGUUUAGUCUUUUAAAUUUCCUGGAAAAGGGGCAGGCCCCCCAGCCUCCUGUAGUUUUAUACAUGAUAGUAACAUGAUAAUGUGAUCAAGACUUGCCUAAAAUCAUGACAAUGACACCCACUGUGUUGAAAAGUUAAUUCUGUCAUCAGCAAACUCGUUUUGAAAAAUGUACCCAUCCUUGAAAUUUUUAAGGUGUCAAAUAGUACUCUGUUAAGUUGACGUCACUUCGUCCUGAUUACAUUGAUAUAUUCCCCAUUUUCUGGCCUUAAUAUCAAUGAGAUUUUGAUUUUUUUGUGAGUUUCGAAUCCUCAACCUCACGCAUUCCUUCCUCAGAUUGUAGCACUAUAGUUUGCUUGUUGUAAGGUGUUUAUAAUUUUAAUUUUCCAAUUUUUAUCGAAUUUUUUAUCUCUCUGGCUCACCAAUCAAUUUUUUUUUACUCCGCGUUCGUAUGUUUUAUCACAAUUGCCUCUCCUUUAUUUUUAGCAAAUGCUGUGAGGCUCAGCCAGUAUAAACAUAUUUGGAGGUAUUUCUGCCAAAGGGAAUUGUGUGGAUUAAAACAUGAGCCCUGAGACCCAUAAGAAUAUAUGCAGAACAGGGCUCACGUCAUAAUGCACAUAGUUCUGUGUAGCAGAAAGAUGUCCUUUUCUUUCAAUCACUCGCUGUUAUUUUUAAGCUUCCCUCUUUCUAUCGUUACAAAUAAGUACCAUUUUCUGACUCAGCUUUUUUAUGUUGUACAAUCUAAUCUAAGCACGCCAUAGUUUUGCCUCUGCCGAACUGAUUCUUUUUAAUCGUCGUUGAUUUUCAUUCUCAUUGCUCUUUUUUUAUUACCCCUGAACAUUCUGCGUAGAAUUGUUACAUUAUCAUUUAUCAGUAGACCAUUGUUUUCAACAAUUGUAAUUUUUUUCUGUUACUUAGGUACUUACGUAUCUAAAUAUUUCUUGACACUAAUGACUAACGACCUAAAUGAUACAUUUUUCUCCAAGUUUCAAAAACGAUUUAGCUUUGAAACCCUCUUUAUUUUUAAACUCUUUUCUUGUUGGUAAAAACAAUUUACAGCAAAAAAGUCUGGCUGCAAUUAUUUUUUUUAUGUAUGACUCUUUCUUUCUUUUUUUUAAGUCCGAGGCCUGUUUCUCAAUUAGUGAAUGAUCCCUUUGUUCCCCUUGAUUUUGUUUUUGUCACAAAAAAAGGCCAUGAAAUUUUAAAAUUUCAUUUUUAAUUUUAUCUCUACCGUUUUGUUAAUGCAUUAAAAUAAAAUGUCCAAUGAAGGUCAAUCUUUUGGAUUAAUCAGUCGUUCUGUGAUCAUAAAAUUUUAGGAUGCCACUUUCAUUGAAAAAAGUUUCAGUGAAAAAAAAAAAAUGUUAAAGGUAUUAAGGUAUUUGAAAAGAUGAACCUCUAUGAGUUUGCUCAUAAUCUUUUCAGCAUUCGUCUUCACAUAAUUUUAAUUUUCACUCUAUAAACACUGUCAACUUGUUCCUUCGAACUGUUUCCAAGAUUUCCAUCGGAUUGAAUUUAUAUUUGCAAGUGUGAUAAUUUUUUACCAUGUAUGUAAUGCCGAAAUUGACAUAGAUAAAACUGAGAAAAUUAGAAUUCCAAGCUUGUCAAAUAGUAUGUGAGAAAGCAGCGCUAUUGCGUUUCAAAUUAGGUAUAUCAAAUCUCCUCAUACGGUAUCAAUCUUCUGAUCAGAUGAUGCUUAGCUCAUUUCACAAACUGUAAAUCUAACAACCCUCCUCCCCCCGCCCUAUUUCUCCUAAGUGUUCCCUUAUUGUUGGUGUUCUCCUUGUUUUGAAUAACGUCGAUGUGAUCUUAAUAAUUGUUUAAUCGUUCGACAACUUCAAUAAAAUAAUUUUUUUACGCUCUAAAAA
Molecule: messenger RNA, 10946 nt
Organism: Bemisia tabaci
Lineage: Eukaryota; Metazoa; Arthropoda; Insecta; Hemiptera; Aleyrodidae
Gene: Tmem131
Product: Transmembrane protein 131
Cellular component (GO): membrane
Source: RefSeq, a predicted model, not a curated record